Molecule: messenger RNA, 2071 nt
Organism: Symsagittifera roscoffensis
Lineage: Eukaryota; Metazoa; Xenacoelomorpha; Acoela; Convolutidae
Exons: 1
Coding region: 8-2029 (673 amino acids)
Biological process (GO): maturation of SSU-rRNA from tricistronic rRNA transcript (SSU-rRNA, 5.8S rRNA, LSU-rRNA)
Cellular component (GO): nucleolus
Molecular function (GO): protein binding
Source: RefSeq, a predicted model, not a curated record
GCCGUUGAUGAAAGCUGUAUCGGCUGUUAAGAGUUCAACUUUUGAAGUGUUCAGUAUAGACAAGUAUGUUAUAGUGACUGAUGGCACUGUUGUUACUGUUUACUCUGACUCAAACUGGACGAAGCCUCAGUGGCAAUUCUCAGUUUAUGAAUAUGUGAAAACACCAACUGCUGUCGGGGUUGUGAAUUUGACGAUCGAUGUUACGAAAGAAGAUGCAGUGUCCCAAACGCCUUCUAAGAAGGCCAAGAUAGAGACGCCUUCAACUCCAAAGAAGAAGACACAACGUCGGCCCUUACUGUGUAUAGGUACGGCUGAAGGCACCCUUGUUUUUGUUUGUUUUUUGACCCAACUGAAUGGGAAGCAACAGACGAACUACAAAAUGCAAAAUGACCACGUGAACGGAAAAUCGGUCUCACCAGUGACAUGUAUACAUAGCAAUGAUUCGCAAGUCCAUUUUGGGCAUGAAAACGGACAAAUAACAUCAGCCAGCUUGAUUAUAAAAAAUGACUCGGGGAAAAUUGGCUACUCCAGCAAAAGCUGCCAUCAAAGUCGAGUUGAUUGUAUUGCAUCUUCAGAGUGUAAUACGUACCUUGUUACAUCUGUAAAUUUGGAUAUUUUUGUUUGGGAUAUUGUUUCUGAGAAAAUUUUGCACAAGGUUAAACCUUUCCACGUCCACGUGACAUCUGUCCGCUUUGUGUCAUCCAGUCUGGAACAUGCAGAAUUUGAAGCUACGCCGACAAAGUCGAAGAAAAAUAAGAAGUCUAGUCCACCUAUUGUGGUGGCAGCGUCUAGAGCCUGUCGUCAAAUAGCUUCCUGGACAUGGUCUAAUUCAGAAACCCCGAGGAACAUAAAUUUGUCUGCAAAUUUUUGCCACUUGGCUAGUUCCGAACACUUCAAGAAGGGCUCACAACUUACGAAGUACGUUUCAGUUUGCAAUUUUGAUGGUUCAGUUGAGAUAAUAGAUGCGCAUUUGAAAGCAAAAUCUGGCAAACCGAUGUUUACUGUCAAAAUAGUGGACUCGGACACUAAAAGUAUUAUUCCCGUUUUCGUUUCUGCUAUUUCUGGACAUUCAGUUGUUCUCUAUCACGGAAUAUUUCCCGAGUUCGUAUCGGUUGAGUUAGUUAACUUUUCUGAUUUGAAAUCAGGCAAAGAACACGUGAUCGAAACAUUGGAUCCUACGAAACGGGCACCCAUGCUUAUGAAAAGUGCAACUUCAGUCGUGCCACAUGAUGUUUCAAAGCUUAAAAAGUCGACAGUAACUUCAAUGUGGAGCCAUGAAGUAGUUGAGAAGGAGGAGCCUAGCUUAAUUGAGCUUUUGACUAAAAUGACUUCAAAUGCCCCUACUACAGGAACUAAAAAAACUGCCUUAUCGCCGGUCAAAAAAAUAACAGCUGGGUCUCGAAUGGCCAAAGAGGAAGGACAGUCGCGUGCGCUUUUGUUGAUACAGUGUCUAAGCAGUAACGAUAAAGCCAAGUUGAAUGAAAUUCUCACAAAUAAUAAUCGAAUACUGAUCAGUGAAACUGUACAAAGUUUGAGCGGGCCGCAAAUUAGUGUGUUAACUGGCCAUCUAUUUCAAAAUAUUGACAAAAUUGGCGAUGCAUUUGUGUAUGUCUGGCUUCGAGAGAUCCUCUUGGUUCAUUUUGACUACCUGCAAAGUUGCAAAUCUCUGAAGCCUCACUUCGACAGAAUGCGACAGCUGGUUGCAAACGAAAUGGACGUGGCAGAAAGACUAAAGUGCCUCAAAGCAAAACUGGAAAUCACGCUUUCACAUCGACUUCGCGAAUCAGAACAACUGGAACCUUCAAACCCGUCAUUGUAUGCCGACGACGAGGAGGAAGAAGAGGUAAUUGAAGGUUCUCAUCUCCUAGACCUAUCUCCAGAAAUGGAGUAUUCGAAAGUAGAGCACAAGUUCUCGAUCAACGAGUUAAAACCUGAUAAGCCACCGGUGCUGAAUUUUAACAGUAUGAAGAAAAGCGUAGUGGCAGAAGAUAUAGGCGAGGGUAUAAGCUUAUCAGACUCUGAUGAUUAAGAAUAGUUCUUGAAAUAGAAAUACUCCAAAUUCUCUUUUCAA